This is a messenger RNA of Scutellospora calospora, 1116 nucleotides long. The record is from the annotation of a GenBank genome assembly. Lineage: Eukaryota; Fungi; Glomeromycota; Glomeromycetes; Diversisporales; Gigasporaceae.
AUGUGCUUUUCUCGAUGCGACUUGCGGUCCGGUUGUUGCUUUGAGGCAACAGGUGAGCGGUUGCCCAAGGUUGGUGCUGGUAUUGGUGCUGGUGUUGCUCAGAAUCCUCGUUGUAGCGGGAGCUCGACAAGGGCAUCUGAUUGUCGGCGGUUCGUUGCUGGUGUUAUUCGCUGGCAUGAGCGUGGGCUGCAGGCGGUUCGGCGGCGUGACCUUGACAUCACGAGGAAUCUUGUCAAAACGGAUACCUUCGAUGUUGAGCUUGUGAUCACGGCAAAAUAUCGUACAAUAGCUGGGUACGAUACAAAAGCUCGUGGCAUUGACAACAGCCGGGCAUGCCACGGUGGUUCAGGAAUACAACCAACUAGAAAUCAUUUAGCAACGAUGGAUGAUUACAUCCUAGAAGCGAGAGAACGGAAGCCUGCAAGAAAACGUAAUCUUGACCCACUCCCCCUUCUCAUCCGUCUCCUUCUCCACCUUGGUACUGAAAGAAAUAGCACUCAUGAUCCCAUCCCCGAACUUCUCAUUAAUCACACUCUUGUACGCAUACCCAUAGUUCUGCACAAUCUCAUACAGCCUGUAAACCAGCGGCUCACGCGGCGGCAUUUCGAGCGAGCGGCCGCGGUCCGGGAAGUUCAUCAGCUCCGUCUGGCGCAGCUCGGCUUCGGGGAUGUCGAGGAUCUUGGCGAGGUUCACGAGGUCUUGCUCCGAGGCGGGCGUGUGGCCGUAGAACAUGGCGGCCGUGGAGACUUCUUCGCGGCCGAGGGCUUGGGCGAUGGUUUCGAAGGAGAGGUUCUUGGCUUUUUUGGCGGCGAAGAGGACGCUGCAGUGGGAGGCGAGGAAGGGUCUUUCAAUGGAAUCUUACGUCGAAAGUUUGCAGUAGGUCUGAUAGCAGAUCUGGAUGCGAUCAAAGGAGCAGAGCGAGACGCGAUACGCAGGGAGGAGGUGAGAGACGAGGCCAUUGUGGGCGGUACUUAUGGACGAUGUUGUGUAGUACAGUGGUGGUGUGUACUGAUAGAUAAGCAGCUUGGUAACUUGGACAAAAGAGGGGAGGUGGAAGGCUUAGAAGCUAUCGAGGCUGCAGGAGGAGUAGUAGUAUCGCAAUGGCAAGCGGCUGGG